GUCCACUCGUUUUCAGAGCCUGCUUUCAAUAGCCUGCCCAGACCUCAUGGCGCAGGCCAGAAACCACAGCCUGAUUUAUAUAUAGCUCAUGACUUCCCUCUCGAGUUUUCCAAUUUGACGGCGUCACUGCAAACUCAUUCUAAUGUCAAAAUUAUCAGACACGUGCAGUUCUACCUGCAAAGUCUUCCCCAAUGAAAUCCCCUCGUAUGGGGAUAUAGGAGGAAUUGGUGUAACUUUAGCCUUCGUACUCACAGCAUGGAUGGUAGUUGUUGUUCUCGUUGGAUACUAUCUCAAAGUCUUCGAUCCGAAAUUAGACCCUUUUCGGAGAGAGGGCACGCAGAAGUUGACCAAGUAUCCAAACUCGAUCGACUAUUCAGUUCACGAAAUACUACAGAGACUUCCUGGGCUUAAACAUGAUUCCAAGUCUGUUUCGUCGCGAUCCUCUAGACUUGGAACUGUGUUAAAUGCUUGUGUUCUCAUGUUCGCAGAUGUUCAGAUCUUCACAUCAUUGGCAAUUCUCAUCGGCGCGUAUGCAUCAAUGGGCUGCGAUAUAGUUGCUUAUCACUGGCAAUACAUGGUCUACCUGGCAUGGCUAGCUUCAGUAACUCACCUCGCCAGUCUCUCGUUUCUUCGCAACCAUCUCGCCAAUAACCCUGCAAAGCGCAUAUGGCGUUUAAUAGCCAUGUGUGGAAUCCAAGCCAUGUUAUCCGUGGCGGUGGGACUGUCGACGACCUUUGAUGGGGAUCAUUGGCUCAACUCCGAAGGUGGCCGGCCUGCUAUCUGCUAUUUUGAAGAGCGGAUAGAUACAAGCUCUAUUGCUUUUCAGUCAGCUAUCAAGUUUAUCGUUCUUCUCGUAUGGGGGCUCACUAUUCGUAUUGCGAAGACGUUUGAGGGAUUUGAAGGCGGGCUGCGUAGAACUGCAUCUCGUCUGUAUGAAGAGGGAAAGAAUUGGUACAGAGGAGUUUAUCUAGCAGGAAGAGAAUGGGACCCCAGAUUCGCUCAUGCGUCUCUGCCUCGUCGUGUCUGGAGACACUCUGUUGUUCCUCUCCUGGUUGGGUUCUACUCAGUCCUAAGUAUUCAGCUUGAUCUUUUCACGUCACUUCUCGCCGAGAUUACAACGCGCCUCAUCAAACUCCGAGUACCAGGCAAUCAAGACGACAGCAAAUGGACGUUUGGCCAGGUUCUCCCUAUCAUCCUUCUCAUUGCGCCUCUUGCCAUAGCAAUCGAAGCCUUCUACACGGUACCAACGAGAAACGAGCCGAUCAAUAACUGCCAGGAGAUUUCUGUGCAUAAUCCCGACGGCAUCAGAGACCUGAGCCAUAUCCACAGCUCAGCAUAUUGA
Messenger RNA from Fusarium redolens, 1342 nucleotides. RefSeq lists its product as uncharacterized. The record is from RefSeq and is a predicted model, not a curated record. Bases 143 to 1342 code for a protein of 399 amino acids. The transcript is spliced from 4 exons. NCBI's taxonomy places the organism in Eukaryota, Fungi, Ascomycota, Sordariomycetes, Hypocreales, Nectriaceae.